UGGCGGAGUGAUUUGCGCCCAGCCCGAGAGAGAGAGAGAGAGAGAGGAGCCGCUCCUGACGCUGAGAUUCACCAGACAAAACACAAGACAAAGGACCAGAGCGCAUCCCAUUACAUCACCGAGCCCGCAUCAUCCUGACGGUUAUUUAUUUGUUUUUAUUUUAUAAAAACAAUAUUAUUAUUAUUAUUUUCUCUAGAUGCCCGGUCAUUGAUCGGAGCGGGUGCAGAGGGAGUGCGCGCGCUGAGGGUGUGAUGUGAUCAGAGGGAGCGCGAGACCGACGCCGCCGCCAUGGCCGCGGAUGUUCAGGCGGAUGUCGCGACGGAUGUGGCGGCGGACGCGGGAGCCCCCGGCGGCGGCGCGGACCGGUACGAGGAGUACGAGUGCAAGAUCUGUUACAACUACUUCGACCUGGACCGGCGCGCGCCCAAGAUCCUCGAGUGCCUGCACACGUUCUGCGAGGAGUGCCUGCACGCGCUGCACCUGCGCGAGGAGCGGCCGUGGCGCGUCACGUGCCCCGUGUGCCGCCACCGCACGCCCGUGCCGGACUACCGCAUCCGCAACCUGCCGAACAACACCAAGGUCACGGAGGAAUUCCCGCUGCGCGUGGACGCGCGCGCCGACCCCGUGCCGCAGGACGCGCUGCCGCCGCACCCGCCGCCGCUCCAUCCGGCGCUCGCGGCCCUGCGGCGCAACGACGACGCCUCCUCCCCCUCGAGCGCGUCCGGCCCGGGCCGCCUCGCUCCCGCGCACGCGCACGCCACGCCGUCCACCACGGCGUCCACGGCCACCAUGACGCUCUCGCAGGACUCGGUGGCGUCGCGCCGCGAGACCUGCCACGAGGGCUGCUGCAGGCGGCUCGCGCUCACCGCCGGCUGCGCGUGCGUCGCGUUCUCGUUCGUCGCCAUGCUCGCGCUGCUCUUCGCCGGCCUCGUGUUCGUGCACGGCAACUCCGGCGACCGGCCGCCGUCUCCCGCCGGGCCCGUGUGCCUGUCGGUCGCGAGCGUCCUCGCCAUGGUGGCCGUGGUGGUCACGUGGCUCCUCUGCUGGCUCAAAUACAGACCGGAGCACGAGACGACCGGCCGCGCCUCGGCCACGAGCAACAGCAGGAGAAACGCCUGAGUGUGUG
Messenger RNA from Clarias gariepinus (North African catfish), 1126 nucleotides. RefSeq names its product RING finger protein 222. The coding region runs from base 289 to 1119 and encodes 276 amino acids. The transcript has a single exon. Gene Ontology annotation, biological process: protein ubiquitination. The record is from RefSeq and is a predicted model, not a curated record. NCBI's taxonomy places the organism in Eukaryota, Metazoa, Chordata, Actinopteri, Siluriformes, Clariidae. Gene Ontology annotation, molecular function: ubiquitin protein ligase activity.